This is a messenger RNA of Aspergillus pseudoviridinutans, 333 nucleotides long. RefSeq lists its product as uncharacterized. The record is from RefSeq and is a predicted model, not a curated record. Bases 1 to 333 code for a protein of 110 amino acids. NCBI's taxonomy places the organism in Eukaryota, Fungi, Ascomycota, Eurotiomycetes, Eurotiales, Aspergillaceae. The transcript has 2 exons.
AUGACUCAAGACGAUGGGAGCGUUUCCGAUGUUGCAUUGUCCUACAACGACAACGGCGAUAUCAAAAUCUGGCUGGCUGGUGCUGGCUUCAAGAUCUCCUUGACUAUCCGCCAGCAGUCGAGGCUCACCCGUGCCAACCAGCAACAGAUGUCCCAUGCCAUUGCGAACGACUGGGCUUCCGAUGCCGUCGGGUAUAACAUGGCUGACUGCAUUGGACUUGUCAAGACAGAUCGCACUGCUAACUUCUACUUCCGUAUCAUCCCUGAGACAAGAGGGUUCGGGCUCAACUAUGAGAGUGUCAAUGUCCGUGGCCAGCUCGCUGGAUUCUUGUAA